Pelobates fuscus (common spadefoot toad) is the source of this 5301-nucleotide messenger RNA. It is a transcript of the gene AQR, whose product is annotated as aquarius intron-binding spliceosomal factor. The record is from RefSeq and is a predicted model, not a curated record. Bases 72 to 4670 code for a protein of 1532 amino acids. Gene Ontology annotation, molecular function: helicase activity; mRNA binding. Gene Ontology annotation, biological process: mRNA splicing, via spliceosome. Gene Ontology annotation, cellular component: catalytic step 2 spliceosome. Lineage: Eukaryota; Metazoa; Chordata; Amphibia; Anura; Pelobatidae. The transcript has 35 exons.
CCGGUGCAGGUGCCCUGUGUGCGUUUUGGCCCCAUCGUUCUGUCUCACGGCUCUCUCGGUUUACCGGAACCAUGGAGACCCGGACCGCUGGGCAGCCGGCCCCCAGGAAGGUGACCGCCCCGACAGUGACCCAGAUGAACGCAGAGUUUGUCACCCAGUUGGCUAAAUCAUACUGGGCUCCACAUUCAAAGAAGAAAUUGCCCUUUGAUUAUAAGGUAAUUGAAGAUAUAUAUGUAAAGGAAAUUUCCAAAUCAAGGUUUGCUAUCAGGCGGAUAAUGCUGUUGGAGUUCAGCCAGUACUUGGAGAACUACCUGUGGUUGAAUUACAGUCCUGAGGUGUCCAGCAGGCCCUACCUGAUGUCUAUCUGUUGCAUGGUAAAUGAGAAGUUCCGGGAGAACGUCCCAGCUUGGGAGACUUUCAAGAAGAGGCCACAGCACUUCCCUUUCUUUUUCAAGAGUAUAAUGGAAGCUUCUGUAGCCGAAGAUGCAAAAAGUGACUUCUCCUUGCAAGAGCGAACGAUCCUACUGCUUUUCCUAGAUCACUGCUUCAACAGCCUGGAAGUUGAUUUAAUCCGUGGACAGAUUCAGCAGCUUAUAUCACUCCCUAUGUGGAUGUGUUUGCAACCACCUCGCCUGGAACUGGAGCUGAAGAAAACACAAAAGCUGAGAAAGUUCUGGAACCUGAUAAAGAAAACUGAUGAGAAGUUGGACAAAAAGGCACAUGAAGUAGCCAUCCGGGAGAGAACAUUUCUUUGGCAGCUCAUACAAAAGUUCCUGUCUGUGCUCCGUUCCAUUGCAACUUCAGGGCCGGCAUCCAUGGACAGUUUACAUUACUGUGAGCGCUUCGUAGAAUUAAUAAUUGAUCUAGAGGCCUUGCUACCGACACGUCGCUGGUUUAAUACCGUUCUAGAUGACUCUCAUCUUGUUGUCCAUUGUUACCUAUCCGGCCUCAGCAAGAGAGAGCAGGAAGGACAUCUUUUUUCGCAGCUUCUAGAUAUGUUGAAGUUUUACACUGGGUUUGAAAUAAACGACCAGACUGGGAAUGCUCUCACAGAAAACGAGAUGACUACCAUCCACUAUGAUCGAAUCACCUCUCUGCAGAGAGCAGCCUUUGCACACUUCCCUGAACUCUAUAACUUUGCGUUGUCUAAUGUAGCUGCUGUGGACACUCGGGAAUCUCUAGUGAAAUGUUUUGGACCUCUUAGUUCGAAUACUCUCCACCAGGUGGCAUCCUACCUCUGUCUGUUGCCAGCUCUGGCUGAAGGGGAGGAAACUAAAUAUGACAAAGAGUUUCUCUUGGAGCUACUGGUAUCUCGUCAUGAGCGUCGUAUUUCCCAGAUCCAGCAGCUGAACCAAAUGCCUCUCUACCCCACCGAGAAGAUAAUUUGGGAUGAGAAUAUUGUGCCCACUGAAUAUUAUUCUGGAGAGGGUUGCUUGGCAUUACCAAAGUUGAACCUGCAGUUCCUUACACUGCAUGAUUACCUUCUGCGCAAUUUCAACCUCUUUCGCUUGGAGUCAACGUAUGAAAUCAGACAGGACAUAGAGGAUGUAGUUUGCAGAAUGAAGCCCUGGCAAUCUGAAUAUGGUGGUGUCGUUUUUGGAGGAUGGGCUCGAAUGGCUCAACCCAUCGUGGCUUUCUCCGUAGUGGAAGUAGCAAAACCUAACAUUGGGGAAAACUGGCCAACGCGUGUCCGGGCUGACGUAACCAUAAAUCUCAACGUUCAGAACCAGAUCAAGAAUGAAUGGGAAGGCCUCCGGAAACAUGAUGUGUGCUUCCUUGUCACUUUGCAACCUACUUUACCAUAUGGUACCAAGAUUGAUCGGCGGCAGUCCAUUGUUGAGCAGACCGGUCUGCUGUUUGUGAGAGGCUGCGAGAUUCAAGGCAUGCUGGAUGAGAAGGGACGCGUCAUAGAGGAAGGACCAGAACCAAAACCCAAACUCAAAGGAGACAGCAGAACUUACCGCGUUUUCUUAGACCCCAACCAGUACCAACAGGACAUGACGAGGACUAUCCAGAGUGGCUCUGAGGAUGUCUAUGAAACGUUCAAUCUGAUCUUGAGGCGGAAACCCAAGGAGAACAAUUUCAAGGCUGUGCUUGCAACCAUCCGGAAACUGAUGAACACAGACUGCGUUGUGCCAGAUUGGCUCCAUGACAUAAUCUUGGGUUACGGAGACCCAGGCAGUGCCCAUUACUCAAAAAUGCCCAAUCAGAUCUCAACUCUUGACUUCAAUGACACAUUUCUGAGCCUGGAUCACCUAAAAGCCAGCUUUCCUGACUACAAGGUUAAGGUGACAAUGGAGGAUCCUUCCCUGCAUAAGGCCCCUUUUAGGAUAACAUUUCCAGUCUAUGGUGGGAAAGGGAAGAAACGGAAGGAAGGAGGUAGUGAGGAAGAAACUGGGCCGGAAGAGCCCCCCACGUUGAUUGUUGAGCCUCAUGUGAUCCCGAACCGUGGGCCCUAUCCUUAUAACCAGCCAAAACGCAACACCAUUCAAUUCACUGCAACCCAGACAGAAGCUAUCAGAGCGGGCAUGCAGCCUGGUCUUACCAUGGUUGUUGGUCCACCCGGAACAGGAAAAACGGAUGUGGCCGUUCAGAUUAUUUCCAACCUUUAUCAUAACUUCCCAGAACAGAGGACGCUCAUAGUUACACAUUCUAACCAGGCUCUGAACCAGCUGUUUGAGAAGAUUAUGGCGCUAGACAUCGACGAGAGGCACCUUCUGCGUUUGGGCCAUGGGGAAGAAGAACUGGAAACAGAGAAAGAUUUCAGCAGAUAUGGGAGAGUGAAUUAUGUGUUGGCGAGGAGGCUGGAGCUGCUCAAGGAGGUGGGGCGCUUACAAGAGAGUUUAGGAGUCCCAGGAGAUGUGUCCUAUACGUGUGAGACUGCUGGCCACUUCUUCUUGUAUCAGAUUAUGUCACGUUGGGAGGCCUACCUUAGCAAGGUGAAAGCUAAACCAACACAUACUCCGGAUGUGAGUGACAUUGCUAAAUUCUUCCCUUUCCACCAAUACUUCCUGAACGCCCCACAACCCAUCUUCAAGGGUGGUUCCUAUAAGGAGGAUAUGGAGCUGGCGGAAGGGUGCUUCCGACACAUCAAAAAGAUCUUCACCCAGCUAGAGGAAUUCCGAGCUUUUGAGUUACUGCGCAGUGGGUUGGAUCGUUCAAAAUACCUCCUGGUGAAAGAGGCAAAGAUAAUAGCCAUGACGUGUACACAUGCUGCUUUAAAACGCCACGAUCUCGUGGAGCUAGGAUUCAAGUAUGAUAACAUCCUGAUGGAAGAGGCUGCUCAGAUACUGGAAAUUGAGACUUUCAUCCCCCUACUCUUGCAGAAUCCGGAGGAUGGCUUCAGUAGGUUAAAGCGCUGGAUCAUGAUUGGGGACCAUCACCAGCUGCCUCCUGUCAUCAAGAACAUGGCUUUCCAAAAAUACUCCAACAUGGAACAGUCGCUGUUCACAAGAUUUGUUCGGCUAGGGGUGCCAACGGUGGAUCUCGAUGCCCAAGGAAGAGCUCGAGCCAGCCUAUGCAAUCUGUACAACUGGCGGUACAAGAGCCUGGGAAACCUCCCUCAUGUGCAGUUGCUCCCAGAGUUCCGAUCAGCCAAUGCUGGACUUCAGUUCGACUUCCAGCUUAUAAACGUGGAAGAUUUCAAUGGAGUAGGGGAAUCUGAACCCAACCCGUAUUUCUACCAGAAUCUGGCAGAGGCAGAGUACGCAGUCGCUUUGUUUAUGUACAUGCGCCUGAUUGGAUACCCAGCUAAUCGCAUCAGUAUUCUGACCACAUACAACGGACAAAAACACUUAAUUCGUGACAUCAUCAAUCAGCGCUGUGGCAAUAACCCAGUGAUUGGACAGCCCAGUAAGGUUACAACAGUGGACCGAUUCCAAGGACAGCAGAAUGACUAUAUCAUCCUGUCACUUGUCAGGACCAAGAUGGUGGGACACAUCAGGGAUGUCAGACGGUUAGUGGUUGCAAUGUCCAGAGCUCGCCUUGGUCUCUAUAUCUUCGCACGAGUCUCCCUUUUCCAGAAUUGUUUUGAACUGACACCAGCUUUCAGCCAGCUCACCGCUCGCCCUCUGCAACUGCACAUUCUCCCAGCAGAGACCUACCCCACGCAGAGAAAGAAUGGAGACUUGCUGCCCUACCCAGCCCAAGUGAUUAAGAACAUGCCAGAGAUGGCAAGCUUUGUGUACAAUAUGUACAUGCACAUGAUGCAGAGCAGUCAGCAGUUGCAUUAUCGCCAGAGUCUACUGCCACCGCCUGUUGUAUCCAAGCAAAAGGAUCCUCCUCCUCAAAAUGAGGAAAUGGAAGUGGAUACCGAACACGUCUCACAAAAGCCCAAUACAGAUGAUCCUCCAGCAUCCAUUUCAGAGGAACAUUCCUCACCAAAGUCGAGUGACACAAGGGCAGCAGAUGUUACAGAAAAUAUGGAGCAAGAGGAUGCAGCAGGAAAGCAUACGGUAGAAACAGAAGAAAGUGAAAAACAAGCUGCUGUUUUAAAGGUCUGUGAGAAGGAAACAGAAGCCAUCGCUGAACCCAGCAGCAAGGAUGGAGAAUAUGCUACAGAGAAAAUGGAGACUGGAUCUGUGGAUCAAGAAGAACAUCACGCAAUGCCAGAGCAUCCUGGAAGGGACAGUGACAGUGAUUAUAGUGAAGACGAGGGAACAGGCGCUUAGUUUAUCACUCCAGUUAAGCCGUACAUUCGUGAGGCAGUUUAACACCAGUUAAAAGCCGAAAGAAUGCAUUAAUGAGUUCAAUUUUGGGGGCACCGUUCCAGAAUGGAUGCAUCACGUCCUUUGUACUCUAUGCUACAGGAGACUUUCCCCAUUUAUAGUAAUGUAAAUUAAGGGAUUGUUCUACAGUACUGAAUUCUUAGCCAGAAGACAAUACAGAAUUGUGUUGGAACAGUUGCUGUUUUGUUUAUGUUGGUGCACGUCUGCCUCCUCCCAGAAACUGGCACGUUUCCAUUCCACAUACUGGAAGAAUCUGAGGAGCAACCUCUGCCCAGUUCUUUUGGGCACUAUAUAUAUAUAUAAUUACAAGAAGGUAGGACAGCAAAUGGACAUUUCUGAGUUUGUUUGCUUUGACACAGAGCAAGAGGCCUGUGUAUUCAUUGACGUGGGACCUGUUUAGAAAGGACUAAACAGCAAAUAUUAGGCAGUUAUCAUGUCAAUUAUCCGUUUCUGAAUAACCCUUUAUGUAUUUCCCAUGUGAAGCAAGAGUUGAAUUUAUUAUUUUGUGGAGAAGGAAUGUAGAUUUUCUCAAUCUAUUUUUGUUAAUAACUUUUACAAUAAAAAGUUACACAAA